Molecule: messenger RNA, 7673 nt
Organism: Epinephelus fuscoguttatus (brown-marbled grouper)
Lineage: Eukaryota; Metazoa; Chordata; Actinopteri; Perciformes; Serranidae
Product: transmembrane protein 65-like
Exons: 8
Coding region: 508-1272 (254 amino acids)
Biological process (GO): cardiac ventricle development; regulation of cardiac conduction
Cellular component (GO): mitochondrion
Source: RefSeq, a predicted model, not a curated record
AACUACACUAAGAAAUUAUUUUUAAAUCUUAGAUAAUAUUUUCUGUCAGGUCAAAAAAUUAAUAUGCAGGAUCAUUUUAUUGAUGUUAUAGCAGACACACUGUAGUAUAUCAUGAAUACAGCUGACUGUCCCUGUGUGCUGAAUGUACGUACGUGUGAUGGUGCCGUCACAGUUACGCACGGAGCAAAGCAGCGCUGCUAUUGGGAAAUAUUUUCAGGGCUGCUGGUCGCUGACGUGCCCUCCCAUCCGCCUCACACCAUCCUGCCAGCCAGAGGUUACAGCAGCCGGGAUUACGCUCGCAAAUAUGUGAUUUUGUACAAACACUACACACAGUUAGAUGUCUGAGGUUUGCGCGCGGAUAUCUCCACAAUCUCCCCGCUGGUGAAUCGGUAAUCCGCCGGAGCUGCUGCUGUAUAUCCAGGGUUUCUUCUUGUGGAGGUUGUUGGACGGGACAGCGGAGCAUCGACUGAGGUCCCCCGGCGCAUUGCUCAACCCCCCAUCCCAGCGAUGCUGCCCUGCCUGCGGAGAGUCCUUCGGCCCGCCCUCUCUCUGAGAGCCGGGACUGGGUUGGCCACAGCCGGACUCAGCAAGCAGCAAACACCCGCCGUGGCGCGCUUCGCCUCGGAGCCUCCCAUGUCCAUGAUGAUGCAGCGGUGUAACCUGGGCACACACCCGCUGAAGGAGCCCGUGGAGCCCCUCAACUCUCCCCGGGGAGCCAAGGAGUUUAUUUAUACUCUCCAUCCGUCUGAGAGGACCUGUCUGCUGAGAGAGUUGCACAGGUUCGAGUCCAUAGCCAUAGCUCAAGGGCAGCUGGAAGUUGCACCACCCACUGCAGCACAGUUAAGAUACGUUCUGCUGCACAAUGCGAUCCCCUUUGUUGGAUUUGGAUUCCUGGACAACUGCAUCAUGAUUGUUGCUGGCACGCAGAUUGAGUUAUCCAUCGGUGUGGUCCUCGGCAUAUCGACUAUGGCAGCUGCUGCCCUUGGCAACCUGGUGUCUGAUCUGGCAGGACUAGGGCUGGCAGGUUAUGUGGAGGCCUUGGCGUAUCGGCUGGGAAUGCAGAUUCCUGACUUGAGCCCAAAACAGGCUGACAUGUGGCAGACCAGAGUCAGCUCUCACUCGGGUAAAGCCAUCGGUGUUGGCAUCGGCUGCAUCCUGGGCAUGUUUCCUCUCAUGUUCUUCAAGGACGACGACGACAAGAAAGAGGGCCAGACGGAAGCGGAGGAGAAGACGCAACCCCCGCCCGCUUCAAAAGAGAGCAGCAAAAACUGAAACUUUCAUCUCGCCUGAAACAAAUACUAUUUGGAAUCCAUUAGAAUACUUAUAACUGGGACUGUCUGGCGGACUGGAGUGUAUGGAAAAUGUCAUUCAACCUGUUACAGUCUAAUCACCGGCUACUUUACUUUGCAAGGCCCCAGUCAAACUAUCAAAGGUAUUCUGAAGAGGAUUUUAGAUAUUAUUUGAUUGUUGACUUUGAACCUAAGCACAGGGACCGGACCAUCUCUUGAAGAGACAAGAAAUGGUCAAUUCAUUGGACUGCUGCUACUCCAACUUAUCGCACCGUAACCUCAAUUUGUCUUGACUGACCGACACGGGCUGAAACUCAUUUAUUUAAACCACACUGAAGUGGCCUCUUUCUCUGUUGAAUAUAUAAACCUCUGACUCUAGAUGGUUAGGUAAGGGCGGUUGAAGAUUUGAGGGUUUGUUACCAAUGCAAGAAAAAAAUACUUUCGGAGAUCAUUCAGAAAAAAUAUCGUACGUGACAUUUUGAUUUCAAAGGUUUCUUGUUCAUUGUAAGAACUCCUCAUAGAGAAAGACUGAACAAAGAGGCAUGUCAAUGUUUCGUUUCAGCAGUGUUAAAGUAAUUCCUAAUCAGUUUUUUGAGGGGCGAUGACGAGCCAAGGAAAGAGGGUAACCUUUGCAUAUAAAGAUGCGCCCUUCCAUAUCAAGUAUCUUUAGUUUUACAAGCAUGUCUGCCUUUUGAUGAUGUCUUAAAGUCAUUCACACUCCAUGACAACCAGUGAGCUGCUUUUACCAAGAAUGCAGGCAGUUAAAUGUUACACCUGCUUCUUUACUUCUUAAGAUUUUUAUGUUUUUUUUUGUUGGUGAGGACCUUUUUCAUGAUCACAUGAAGCAGUAACAUGCACCAAAUGUCUCCCAUGUACACUGAAUGUAACAAACGAGGUGCAGUUCAAUGAAAUCUAACCUUUUAAAAAGCAGUUUGUUACUUUCCUCUGUGGAGUUGUGCAGGAAGGGGAGAAAUACAGAGUGGCAGAGGGAGGACAGGAUAGAGAGUAGCUGCGGCAGAAAGAUAAGAAAUGCCAACACUGAACCACCUGAGACCUCUGUCCCAUUUGCACUGACCCUCUGGCUCAAAUACCACAUGAUUUAUCUGCUUUACCAACCUGCAGCUGAACUACAACACUCCUCUACCGUGCAUGGUGAGCUAGGAUCAGGGGCCGGUUGCACAAAAUACCUUAAGUUAAGAUUUUCCUUUAAAGUCCGAAUUAAGGCUCCAUUAAAAUAAAAUCUCCUUAAAGGUAUGCUGUGCAGGAUUCUCAGUUACUGUUUGUGCACGUGCUUGCCAUCAAAAUUAAAAGCCAGUCUCAGAUUCCCUCUCGUUUGGCGUUUUGCCUCUCUAUAUUUGCAUUUCUCUGGCGUGGUGUCUCUUUGAUGCCUGCUACUCAUGAUCUGGCACCUGGUUACUACCUUUUUAUACAGCCCUGAGCUCACCUGCUGUGGGGGUACACACCCAUAAAUGUCCCAAACACAGGAAAUAAGAAAAUACAGGCACAGAGCAGAGUCUCUGCAGAUACAUACACCACCACACACUUAUAGUGGGGUGUAAGUGAUAAUUGAGAGGGAUUACUUCUGUAUCAGUCUAGCAUUUAAGGUUUUCUACUUGUCUUGGCCUUAUACUUAAUGAAUCCCUAAACCAUUGCACAAAAUACUUUUGCAACCCAAGUUAAGUUAAUAAAACAACUUGAGGUACCUCUGACUCUAUGUUAACUGCAACAUGGCCGAGUUUAUGGCAAUAAAUGAAAGAAAUAAAGGCACCCUGAGAAGAGUGUUCAGCGACAGGGAUAACCCAAUGGAUAAGCUUUACCUUUUACAUUAUAGAUUCGAUUGAAUUAAUGUUUAAUGCAAUGUCCUACCCCACAAUCAUUGUUAUCUGUUAUUUGGGGAUUAGAUUUAAUUUUUAGUAUGUGCUGUCUAUUAGAGUUGAGCUGAAUACUUGGACGAAACAAGUUUUCCAUACAGAUAGUGCUAAUUCUUUUCAAGAGUAUCUACUGAGUAAAAUGUGUUAAUGUCAGUGCUCGUGAUGAAUGAAAAUCCUCAUUUGGGAAACUGUGUUCUCCUACUCUCUCUUAGUCUUGUGAUCAGAAAUAAUCUGAAGUUCAAUCCUGAGAUUGUUCUGUAAUAAUAUAUUUUUAUGAUAAAUAAUAAAUAUAGCAACUUCUGAUCAACCCAAACCAGUUUCAGACAUAAGAUGAAAACGCCUGGGUAGGUCCCACCCAUUUCCGGUUUAAGUCCCACGCACUCAGUAUAAACUCUACCUGUUCUGAGUACAGAUACAGAUGCAGAUAAUUUAGUUGGUUGAACAGAUACAGAUCAUGGCAUACCAGCUCAUCCCUUUUGAUAUAUUCUUCCAGAGGUACAAGCUUUUCCUCCUCUGACCAAUUUGGUUUUCUUAACUUCUCUUCUUCUGAUGUUUUUCGAACUAUCUAUAGGCCAACUUUGUGAAGCAAUAACAGGUAUCACAAGCAUGAGUGCAGGCAAAUAAACACACUAUGGAAACUUUUACUACUGCAAAAUGCCUUGUUUUCCUUAACUGAGGAAACCUUUUAAGGGAUUCUGUGCAACAUGCUUGAGUGAGUCCCUCACUUAAGGAGAAAUAAAGCCUUAGAAAUCAUACUUAAGGAGAAAAUUGAAGGUGUUUUGUGCAAGAGGUCCCUCUAGUCCAUGCAAGGGCAGCCUGGAAAUACUCAGCUGCAGCCCAGUAGAUAGUUUCAGUUUGACUUCACAGUACAUGAGAUGGUUGUGAACCUGUUUCCAUUCUGUGAAAAUGCUGUUACUGCUUUUUAGUACUAACGCACAACUGCAUUUUUUGCAAGCUUUCCCUGUAGUUAUAUUAUAUUGUCUCUGCUCUGCUGCCCUCUGCUGGCUGAAGUUCAGACAAAGCUGCUGGUUUCUCUCAGUGAAGUUUGGGUGGCAUGCUGUCACACAUUUAUGGUUAUAGAUCAUUGUCUGUUUUCCUGUUUAGUAUUCAAGUCCCUUGAUGUCUAGCCACAAAGUUUCUCUGGCUGUAAUUGAUCACUUUAUCACUUUAAUUAUUGCUUUUAAUCAUUGCUCUUAUUUUGUAAUGCAAACUAGGCAAUCUGCAGCAACAGCCAUGAAGGCAGAGAGGUUUUGUAUUGGGCGAUGAGACACUACCAUCAAUCCAAGUCUUAAUUCAGCUGUCACUGAUUUACAGUUUAUCUUUUGAAGAGCUGUUUUUGUCACCUGCUCGGCACAGGUUGGUCAUCUCAUCAGCAGAACUGAAGACUGUUGUGUAUGGCGUCGGAUCUGUUUAGAAGUGAAAGGAAGCAGCCACGUGUCACGGAAUCGAACCUCCUCGCAGAAAAUGUAAUUAUUUUUGUUAUGAUAUUCAGACUUGUAUUCAUAUAUGUUCUCACUGUAUAUUCUCUUGAUCCCAAAUGACGUUGAGUAUAAGAAUAGAAAACAUUUGUCAGCACAAAAACACCUUUGUUAGUAUAUUUUCAACAGGAUCGCUCCAUGUUACAGUCCAUAACUAAAGUUGCUGAACAUGCUCUGAAGACUUACCCUGUAAAGUAGUUAUUUAUUAUGUGGGUAACAGUAAUCCUUAACAGUGAUGAAAAUGAAGAAAAGAAAUGAAGAUAUUUAUGUAGUUAGGAUUUUUGAUCUGAUUGCCUGAUUUCCACCUUGCAUGCACUGCUAAUAAAAAAAACCUAUUGUACAUGUUUACUGUGUAAGAAUCAUAAAAAAAGGAAACAAAACUUGAGUAACUUAACAUGCAAAAGACCAGACUAUUAACUGCUGUGAUAAGAAUAUGUAUUUUAUGGCUGUCUAAACAAGCACAAGAAAUCUGUUUCCCUUUUUGACAGCCAGUUAUGAACAGUUCACCAUGGGAGUGUCUGUUUUGGAUUGCCUUGCAGAGGCUUUACAGAUUGGUAACAGGGCCCUCUGCUGGGAUGUAAACUUGCAAUUGCAGCAUGGAGAUUUGGAUGGUGUGCAGAUCCUGAGGUGCAGAAUUUGAUGAGAAAACUCUGCUCCAUGGGCAAAACGUGAUGGCAGUAAUAGUUUCCAGCAACAGUAGCAAUUUGCCUUCCUGCAUUGGAUCAUUAAAUUGCCAGUGCAGUGCUUUAAGAUUCUCUUGUGCAGAGUCAGUCGCGGUGUCAAAAUACUGUAAUACUGGGGCCAUUAUCUUUUUCCAGGAUUCACUUUGCACUGCAUCACUUAGCCUGGGUUUCCUGGAGGAAACAAAAUAUUCACAGAAGCUCAGAGCUGAAACCUUAUCUUGAAGAGGUUUAAUUUAAUAUUUAAAAACAGGUGGAAUGUUAAAUCAAAGAUGACUGAAAAACACAACCUAUUUUUCAUGGGCUGCCUCCUCAGUGUGUGACAAACAGUAUGUUCCAGGUGGUGAGUGCAUACUUAAAGACCUUAUUUUAUAUCUGCAGAUAUAUUUGUGCACUGUAAGCUGGUAGCCUGUGUUUAGGAGUUCUUUUGCUUUUAGUGUUUGUAUGGACCUGCUUUGGUUUCAGAAGAUCAGGAGGCAUUUCAGUCUGCAGUAUGUCAACACUACUGUCCUACAGUUUAUAGAACAUUGUCCCACAUUUGGAGACCACGUUGCCCAUCUUAUUUAACACAAUCUGUUUCAUGUGUUUUCUGAUCAUCUGAAAUAACUCCUUAAACAACUAUCAGUUCUGGAGUUGCAUGUUAAAACCUUCUACAAUGAAAAGGAAAAUUAUAUUAAUUUUUUGUCAUGCUGGUGGCAUGCUCGUUUGUCAGUCAGUUGAUCCACCACUUUUGUCCACACUGAAAUAUCUGCACAGACAUUUGUGGUCCCCAGAUGAUGAAACCCAUCGACUUUGGUGAUUACCUUUAAUGUGGUGUAAGCCUCAUCUGCAUUGGCCAAAAUGACCUUUGCAGCAUUUAUAGAGCAAUGAACAGCUGCUGGUGCUUAAAAUCCUCUAAAGCUUCAACACAGCCUUGAUUUUAACCCUUUGAAACCAGAGCUGAUUGAUUUCUUUAAAACCAUGGAAAGAAGGCAAAGCACAUCUUAAUAAGAAAUGGCCUAAACAUGAGCAUGAUUACAAGUUACACAAAAAAAGUGAAAAUUAGCACAAAAAAGUAAAACAACAAAACAGGAAAUUACCUGAAAAGGGACUAAAAUAAAAAAAAACAAAUAAUAAUAAAACAUAGGCCACAGUAUUUUUUUUUUUUUUCCUGUAACCUAAUUUUAAAUGUGUAAUUAUGAUAAUUAUAGAUAGACAGAUUUUUGGGGGGGCUUUUUUAAGUUUUACUUUAUUUUAUUUUACUUUCUCUCUCUCUGCUCAUGUCUUGACACCUUUUAAUAAUUCCUUGCAAUUUGCAGAAUAUUUUCUGCCAAAUUUCUGAUUGCCUUUUUUAAAGAAAUCAAACCAAUUAGCUCAGGUUUACAAAAAUACUCGUGAAAGAUGUCUGAAAGCAGCACAUGAAAAGUGAAGUUGCUCCAGGUUUCAGGAGGUUAAAUGUGCCAUGAUGGGAUUUGAGUUUACCAACUGGGCUGGUGUCAAAGCCUGAAAGUGGCACAGUUCUUUCAGUUCUAAUUCAAGUUAAAAAAAACUUACACAUUAUAAAUUUACUAAACUUCAACACACUCACACAGAUUUGGUCUGUUCUCCACUGCACACACACACAAUAUCUCUCCUUUUAUCCAUCAGGGUAAAUCAGCUUAAAAGAAAUGAGAUCAAAUCUGUAUAACAUGGACAAAAACAUGUUGUCUUCACGAGUGUCUCUGCAGCCUGUCAUCUUUAGUGUGACAAUGUGGACAACUUUAUUUUGUGACAUAAUCCACGGUGCUUAGAAGUUAUUAUUUUCAGGCAGAGCUAAUGCAUUUUACAUUGUUUUGUUAUAUAAGGUAUAACAUCAGUAUAUGCUCUGUACAUAUGUAAGAAGAGGAGUGGUAUUAAAAUGAUUAUUAUGUGGGAUAAAUAUAAUGUAAAGAAAAAUAUGGAGUAGAGAAUAAGAGUCUGUUUCUGUGUGUUUUUUUUUAUUUAAUUUUAUCUAUUUGAUUAUCACCUGGCAGGAAACAUCUGGCCUGCUGCGGACUUUCCUAUCAUGUAAUGCAUUUUAGUUUAUGGCAAAUGUAAUAUUAGCUUUUUAAACGGAUUUGUUUCUUAAUUUGUUUAUGUGUAAGUUUGAUUCAGAGUCAUAAAAGCUGAUCUUUAACUCAAAUAAAUGCUUGAACAACAAGAGGCAGAUGAGAGAUUCUGCACAUCUGUAUUGAACACUGUGCGUCUUUAAUUUAGCACACUGGAUGUAUUAGUUUUUAAUUGAACACAUCUGAUGUCUGAUUGUGUCUGGUGAAAGCAAAAUGUUUCAUAUCCAGCUCUCUCUAGGGAUUUGGGUUUGCUCAGUCUGAAGUUAGUCAGAAAUGCAGUGAAUCAGGU